CUCGCUCUCACCCUGGAUGGUCAGCGUUAGUCACUCACUCUCCCUUGCUCUGUCUUUCUCUCUCUCUUCGAUACGCGUUCACACGGCUGCGUGUAUUCGUUCGUGGUCGUCGUAGUGGCCGUCAUUCAGUCAAUUGAAAUUUUUAUUGCCAUACACUCGUUCCCAUCAUUGAAGCACGACGCACGAAGGAAUUCGUUUUUCCCCGACGAAUCCCAAUUCACGUCUAUUGUCACCGACACUUGGUGACGGUCAGUGUGUCAGUUGAAAAUUCGCGAUCAAGUGACCCGAGCGAAUGAAGUGAUUGUUUCAGUGAUUCAGUUUCAAUUGAAAGUGAGAUUUCGAAUGACCAGGCUCGACUCGAAGUGACAAUCAUCAUUGCGACGAACCUAAACUAGUGCGCUCCGAAUCAUCUGAAUCCACUCGCACGGUGGUGUUGGUUGCACAGGCCAGUGGUGAAUGUGUGAGAUCGUCGAAAACGUGUUUCGGGCCGUCGGUCGUUUCGAAGUGUGUGCUCGUGAGUGACCCGCAUCGCAUCGAAUCGCUGCGACUGGGUUGAAUGGUGGUCGGUCCGUUCGCUCCGAACCAGUCAGUCAGUGCUCACAACGCUGCUGCUUCACAACAACACAACACAUCACUCUACUCUAGAGCCGGGCUUAUCCUAUACGUUCUGUGGUCGUCCGCGCGAGCGCCCAACAACUCACCAUUCGAAUAGAGACCAAAAAAAGCGGAAAGCAGAAGAAACUGGUCGCAGCCGAUUUCGCGGAGACGAACGGCGAUCACAAAAGAGGGAUAAGAAAAAAAAAGUUCGGACGGACGGACGCGGGAGAGACUCGAACUCGUCGCGCUCGCCUCCUUUGAUUUUUUGCUUCUCGGUGUGACCGUGUGUGCACUUGCGCAAUAGGUGUCGCGUCUCGCGCUCGUUCUUCACACAUGUGUGAUAAAAUUUGAAGAAAAUCCGUACGCACAGGGAUAGAAGGGAGGAAAAAAGUGGUCAAAAGAUAGAGAGCGAGCACAAGGCGAGAGUUUGUGGCCUCCUGAGCAAAAAGUGGUGGAUUUUUGUGUGAUUUCGUAGCUGGCCGUGGAAGAAUUCUGUCCCCCGUACGCCUGCUGUGGUCGAGCUCAGCGACGGAAAAGGUGCGCUAGCAGGGGUUUAACAUUGCGAAAAGUCGAGUUUGCCGUGAUCGGAAGGUGGUCGAACACCGGAAAUGGUGGUUAAGUGAGUGGCGAAAUCGAUGUGAAACAGUUUUGUGAAAUCAAAUUUUCGCUUGCGUAGCAGUGCCCUGCACGGGAAUUUGUCAAAACGGGCUCUGUGCUAAACGUCAAAAAAGAAAAGUGAGAGUCAGGGCUGACAAACCUUAGAGCUGACCAUCAUCAACGUAAUCAUCUCCGAGGUACAAGCGCGUGAGAGCGAAGGAGAGAACCUCCUCGAAUCCCGUCGUCGCGGCCGUCACUAUCGCGUGUGUGAGAGAGAUUAGGGAAUUGGUGAAUUUGUCACGAAGAAGAGAAAGAAAGAGAGAGAGGUCGCACACGCAAACCGUGUGUCGAACAGCAAGUGAGAGUGUGGUGACCAUCGUCGCAGUUCUCGUUUCUAUCGCGUUCCGAUAGGCCCUCGGCGAUAGACAACCAAACCAGCAGUCAGCGGGCACAUAUUCCCCCCGAUUUUGAAAGAAGAGAAAGUCCCAGUGCCCAGCGCUACAGUGGCUCUACAGGAGCAGCAAUCUUUGGUCCAAAACAUAGCGACCCUCCAACCCGCAGAGUGGUUCUAUUUCGCGUCGAACCCGAGUCCCCCGAAAGCCGCCAAAGUGUAUUCCCACGUAGAUUGUCUCCAAAACAUGGCCGCUGAUGCCGCGAUGGAUACGACCUGUCCAAGUCCCGAACUAGGGGACUCCCGGAAGCGGCCCCUCGAUGACGGAACCGACGAUGGAACGUCCAAACGCUCACACUUCAGCACCAACGCAACCGGAACGACCAACACAACCACCACCACCAAUGGCGGCAGUGUGGCCGGUGUCCCCGGCAGCGACAACUACCACUUCAAGACGCUGGUGCCGUCGGUCGCCGCCGGAGCCAUCAUCGGCAAGGGCGGCGAAACGAUCGCCUCGCUCCAGAAGGACGCCGGCGCCCGAGUGAAGAUGUCUAAGGCACAUGACUUCUAUCCCGGAACAUCCGAACGAGUCUGUCUCAUUAGCGGCACAGUCGAAGGUAUCUUGACUGUGCUCGAUUUUAUCAUUGAUAAGAUUCGCGAGAAGCCCGACAUGACCAAAGCUCUGACGGACGCGGACGCCAAACAGGCGGCCGACCGUGACAAGCAGGUCAAAGUGCUCGUGCCCAACUCGACGGCCGGCAUGAUCAUCGGCAAGGCCGGUGCCUACAUCAAACAGAUCAAGGAGGAAUCGGGCUCCUACGUGCAGAUCUCGCAGAAGCCGAAAGAGCUCACCCUCCAGGAGCGAUGCAUUACCAUCAUCGGCGAGAAGGAGAACAAUAAGAUCGCAUGCAAGAUGAUCCUGCAGAAGAUUGUCGAAGAUCCCUCAUCCGGCUCAUGCUUGAACGUAUCAUAUGCAGACAUCAACGGACCGGUGGCCAAUUUCAACCCCACUGGUUCGCCAUUUGCCGCCUCACAGAAUCCCACUUUCAGCUCCAGUACCGCAUCAUUAAACUCCGCACUGGGCGGCGCACUGCCCGGGGCUUCCGCGGCCGGUUUACUGGUCAACGGCACCGGACUGAAUCUGUCAUUAAAUCUAGGUGCACCUUCACCACAAACUAAUCCUACAGUUACCACACAAUUGCUUGAACAUAUUAAGGGUGCCAUGAGACAGUCCGGUUACUCCGACACGGCUACCACUGAAGUCCACGCGGCGCUAGCAGUCCUCGCCAAGUACGGCGUACUGGGCAUCGGCGUCGGGCUCCAAAAUGGAACCCACACGACGCCACUGAGCUUCCUGGGCGUGCCCGAGCUACAGCAGACGACGGCGGCAGCGGCAGCAGCCACGGCCGCCACCGGCGUGUACGGCGCCGUCGGGCAACUGAAUCUGGAUUCGUAUCUGCACGGUGCUGGCACCGCGACGCCCCGUACCUCGAUCGAACGCUUCGACGCCACCUUUGAUCCGUUCCGGCAUCCGGGAACGCAGGCGGCCACCCCGAUCUCGAUCAACAACAAUGCCUUCGGACUGACCAGUGCCACGGCGCUGAACGCGGCAGCCGCCGCACAAACCCUGGGCUCGCUGAGCAAGAGCCCUACGCCGGCCGAGAUGACCACCAGCAAGGAGAAGAACGUGGAAAUCCCGGAAGUGAUCGUCGGCGCCAUUCUAGGUCCCGCCGGCCGUAGCCUGGUCGAGAUCCAGCACAUGUCCGGGGCGAACAUCCAGAUCUCCAAGAAGGGUAUCUUCGCGCCGGGCACCCGGAACCGCAUCGUCACCAUCACCGGUGCACCGAAUGCCAUCAACGUUGCUCACUACCUGAUCGAGCAGCGAAUCCAGGAGGAGGAAACGAAACGGGCCUGCCAAACGACCACGGCGGCAGCGGCGGCCGCAGCCGGAAAGCCCACCGGCGCCACGGUGGCAGCCGUCACGCAGUAAACGAGAGAAAGAACAUAAACACACGCGCAUAGAAAAGUCACCCAUAAAGAACAACAACAACACACACAUACAUAGUGCAUGAAAAAAUCACACAAAUCAUUCACACAUUAAAGAAAAGAAAGGGGAAAAUCUGUGAAGCCAGAUGCAAAACCGCUGGGAAACCUAAAAUAAUGGGAUUUAGGAGCAAAGCGAAAAAGAAAAAGAGGAUAUAAUAAUUAUAAAUUAAAGUAAUUGUUAUUUUAGUAGGUAAAUUGAAAAUGAAUAACAGAUAAAAGUUUUAACUUCAGUUGAUAAACACAGAUCUAUAGCGAAACAACUUGAAGGCGCUUCCCCUCAACCACACACAUACGAGGAAGUGAGAAAAGCAAAAAAAUGCAAAAUUAAAUGAUAGAUAAGUGAGAAACCAUAUGAAAUAGUGACAAAAAAAAACAAAAGAAAGCGAUAAACAGACAAACAUACACAAACACACGAACACAACCACAAAUCUAGUGAAAUUUCACCACACGCAUACACAUACACACGCACCAACUCACCGAAAGUUGGUUACUUCGACGACUAGUGAUCGCUGUGUUACCAUUUUUUUCUUCUAUUAAUCGUACUACACUCGUAUUUUUGUUUUCGUUUCCAUAGCAACCCGUAACUUGGGAGGUUGACUGGCGCGCUUUCGACGCGAUCACAGAGUUUUGUUUUAUUUCUUCUCACAGUUUUUAGUCUUUUUUUGUUUAUUUUCAUAUUUUGCCUUUGUUUCUGUAUCUGUAUCGUGUAUAGUUUUAAGAGAAGAGAUGUUUUUAAGUUUUUUUCUUUAUAUAUUCAUAUAUAUUUUAUACACAGAUUUUUUUCUCUAGGAUUUAUCUUGAAAAGGAAAAAAAAGAAAGUGAAGAACGAUGGGCCAGGCCUAAAGAUUUGUUUUAGUUUUUAGCGGAGAAGAUGGGCGGAAAAGAAGGUUAUUGUGAAAAAAUCUUUCUCGGAAAAUAGCAUAGCAGUCGAUUGAUUUCUGGUGUCAACUCUCUUGCGGGUAGGACUAAUAUUUUAAGAAUUAUGUAGACAAACAAAAGUUGAAAAACACGAAAGCUAAACGCGUGCGCACCUGUAUAAAGUAUGUAUGUAUACAUUUUAUGUAUGUAUUAGUAAACGGCGAGAAGCAUUCUUAGUUUUGUUCGUUUCUGUUUUGCCAUUUGUUUACAUACGACUACACACCCAUAAACAAACAAACACACACAUACGUGCGAUAAAGCGACGAAACCAUUUUACGUUGUUAGGGCAGAUGUGAAGAAAUUUAAUCACUGUUGAAUGUUAGACCAAUACAUACCGAAGCACACACACACACCGACACUGUUCACACUAAUACACGCACGUCGUACAGCCGGAUUCAAAUUACCAAUAGCAACGCGCGGGGAAGUGCAUAUAAAACUAAUCUAUAUAUAGCAGAGAGGUCAGAGAACGAUACCGAACGGAGAUACUACUGUGUAUGUUGCAAACAAAGAAGUCAUAUAAAUAGGAUUUUAGGAAAUUAUUUAGGUAAUCGCAAGCAGAUGAAGGGUAAAGUUUAACCAUUUUUUACUAGUUAGCCGAUAGAGUUUAGUUUAGCGCAGUGGUAUUUUGCGGAAAGAAGAAUUUUAAAUUCUUUGUUCUCUUGUUUAUCUUUCCUUAACAAAACCCUUGACAACGAGUCAAUUAUUACCAAUUUGUUUCCGUUGUUUUCUACUAUUGUAUUAAUCCACUAUUAGUAACGGGAAGGAACUUUCUCAGAUUAAAAACAAACCUACGGAACAUGUGCAAAAGCUGUUAUAACCUCAAACUUUUGUGUUGUCGCCGUUUUUACCGUAUCAACGAGCGAUUCUGCGCGGGCAUCACAAUGCUCACUUCGAUCAGAUCGUAGCAGGCGGCAUGCCGUUGCUAGCGCCGGCUCGAAGUCAGAAACGCGUUAUAAAAAACUUGUUUUCCAAUUAUAAGCUUACCAGCUCAGAUGCAAUCUGUUAAUGUUAAAACCAAAAAGACGUUUUCUCCUUUUAACUUAAAACACACACGUUACUAUUCCUAGGUUACGAUUACAUACGCGCAUUCACACACACAUACAUACACACAACCAUGAUGUUUAUAUGGAACAGAAACACCACAAACCGCAGUGUCAUCACAACACACUCACAAAGAUUGUAGGGAUCCCUAUUUCUUUUCGAACGUUAUAUUUGUUUACCUGUCCAUUCGUGUUGAAACAGCAUAGCUACGAGUUAUUUAUGACCUCCUUUUUACAUCACCAUAUGAACAAAACACACGCCCCCACACAUACAUUAAACAUGCACGAACCGUUAUACAUUUUUUUUGUUUGUUUCCCUGUUGAUUCAACUGAAAGAACACAUACAUACACAUUAAAAAAACAUCUAAACAGAAGAAAAAUAUUUAUAGCCAAUUUAUCUUAAAUAUAUUAAAAAAGAAAAACAAAUUAUAAAUCCAGAGAAAAAAAACCUAGUUUUUAGUUAACACGCCGACUCAGAAAAACAACAGAAAGUUACAAGUUUGACGUAUGAACCACUAGUGAUAUGUAGGAAAACGAAAAUUACUAAAUCAAAAAAGAGUUGCACCACGCUAAAGAUGAAAAAAAAAAACAAAAGAGGGGAUUCGAGUAUGGCAAACUUGUAAAGUUGAUACCUACUAGGAAGAAGAAAAAACACGUAAAAAUCCCCGGCUUUACAUUCUACCAUUUAUAAUGAUUAAUAUAUUCGUAAUGUUUAGCAAGGCAAGUGUAAACACUAAAACAAAACAAACAAACAGAAAAACUUCACAAACUGGUUGCGCCCGAAAAAGGAUAACCGGAGGUUUAUUUUCUUUUUUUUUCGUUCAACGCGAACUACUAAAUAGGAAGAUGAAUGUGAAACGUGAAGGUGUGUGAAAACACAGGAAAAAAAAACAAUGAAAUGGAGAAUAUACGGGAUUAAAAAUGAAUUAAAAACCAAAAAAAACAACAGUUUUUGAACGGGCUUUUCAUUUUAGCUUUAUUGGUUGGUUCCUUGGUUAUAUGCCUAGUCCUCCUUGGCUGGAUGCGCUUGAUUUUCACGAGGGGGAUGACACAGAAAAAAUAAAUUAAAAAUUUAUUUAUUUCUGAUGUGAGAAAAGAAGUGUCACACCCCUCGCGUUUGCUCUAGGUUUCUUCCGUUUUCUAUUUUUGUUACCCUUCGUUUGUUUCCGCUUUCUUUUGUUCCGACAGAAUAAUUACAGGAUGUCCUUGGUUCCUUGGUUAUACCUAAUCCUCUAUGCUGGAUGCGCUGUGUUCACGAGGGGGUGACACAUAAAAAGAAAUGAAAAUUGAUUUCUGAUUUGAGAAAAGUAGUGUCAUACCCCUCGUGUUUGUUCUUGGUUUCUUCUGUUGUCUGUUUUCGUUCUUUUGAUUACUUUCGUUUGUUUCCAUUUUGUUUUGUGCCGACAGAAUAAUAACCGGAUACGUCUACUAUCUGGAUAAACAUUACAAAAUUGAAAUUAUUAGGAAAUCUUAUUUUACUUGGAAACAAUUGUGGCAUUUUUGUGGCGCCAUUCAGAAUUCUAUAUAAGACAAAUUCCAUCAAAGGAUUCUUCCAGUAACACUAUCUGUCGAUUACUGCAGGAAUUCCAUCUGGAGAUUCCUCCAUAAACUUCUUUUGGGGAUUCCUCCAGAAAUACCAUCUGAGAAUUACUUCAGGAAUUUCUGCUAAGGACUCCACCAGAAAAUACUUCUGAUGAAGCCAGGAAUCGCUUCUGGGGCGAUUGAUCCAAAAAGUGCUUUUGGGGGUUCCUCCAAGAAUUCGAUCUAGAGAUUGCUACAUCAACUUCGUCUAGAGAUUCCUGCAAGAACUUCUCCUGAGGAUUCUUCCGGAAAUUUCAUCUGGGAAUUUCUCCUUGAGUUCCAUCUGUUCAUUACUCUAGGGAUUCCGUCAUGAAUUCGUAUUGGGGAAUAUUUGCUGGAGAUUGCUUUAGAAACCUUUUCAGAGGAUUCCGCCAGGUAUUUUUUCUGGGGAUUGCUUCAAGAAAUUCUUAUGCUAAACAUUUUAGGAAUUUAAUCUAAGGAAUAGAGAUUAUCCCAGCAACUCAUUCUGGGGCUUCCUGUAGGGAUUCCUUAUGGUUCAGUCUAAGACUCCUCAGAAAAUUCCUUCCGGAGCAUAAUGCAGGAAAAACCCUAAAAGACUCCCAGGAGAAUCCCCUGGAAGAACUCCAGAAGAAUGGAAGAAUCCCUUAAAGAACUCCAGGAGGAUUCCUAGAUAGAACACCUGCAAGAUUCCUAGGAAGAACUUCUGAAAGAUUCUGAUGCGGUACUUCAGGAGGAUUUUGAGAAGGAACUUCAAAAAACCUCCUGGAAAAAAUCCAGAAUGACCUGCAGAAGAGCUUUUGAAGGAUUUUAGGAAUGAACUCCGGAAAAAAACUCCUGGAGGAUUCCCAGAAUUAUUGAUUGAUUGAUUGAUUGAUUGAUUUAUUUAUUUAUUUAUUUAUUUAUUUAUUUAUUUAUUUAUGGCAAUUUCAUGAAUGAUUUCCAGAAGAAACUCUUGCAGGAAUCCCAAAUAGAACUACUUCAGGGAUCCUAGAAGGAGCUCUUCUAGGAAUCCCAGAAAAAAUUGUUUUUAUUUUCGACCUUGCAGGCUCCAGUGCGCAAUCGCAAGGAUUUACACUUUCCGGGGCAUAACUCAGGAAUUCGAUUCAGGAACUGCUAAAGAAAUACGAGAAAGAGCUGCCUAGAAAAAAGAACUCCAGGAGGAUUCCCUCGAAGAACUCCAGAAAACUGAAAGAAUCCCGGAUUCCUAGAAAGACCACCUGGAAGAUUCCUGCAUGAACUUCUGAAUGAUUCUGGUAAGAAACUCCAGGAGGAUUUUUUUAGUAAAAAAGAUUUCCUGAAAGAUUUCCAGAAUGAACUCUAGAAUAGUUUUGAGAAAGAACUUUUGGAGGAUUUUAGAAUGAACUACGGAAGGAUUCACAGUAGAAACUCCUGGGUAAUUUCAAGAGGAAAGUCUUAGAGGAUUCCCCAAAUGAGCUUCUUGGGCAUCUGCAGAGAACUCUUGAAAGAUUCCAGUAGGAAAUAUUUGAAUAUUUCUAAAGACAAUUCUGGUGGAAUCCAUGAUCAAAUUCAUGGAUGACUUCCAGUAGAAACUUCUGCAGGAAUCCUAAAAACUUCUUCUGAAAUCUCAGAAGGAAUACUUGUAGAAAUCCCAGAAGAAACUUCUGGAGAAAUUGCUGAACGAAUCUCAGAAGUACUUGGGGUUCAUUUCGAGCUUGCUGUCCUUGGCGCGCAAUUCUAGAAGGAUUUCAAGGGAAAAUGCCAGAUCGAAGUCUUGGAUUAAUCUCAGAAGGAAUUCUCGAUGGAAUCACCGAAAAACUUUUGCAAGAAGCCCAGAAAAACUUCUGGGGGAAUCCCAGAAGAAACUGAGGAAUUUGUGGUGGCAAACAGAAGUGAGAUAUUUUAUUUCAGACAAACUUCAUCACACGAUUCUUCCAGGAACUCCAUUCAUCGCUUACUACAGGAAUUCCAUCUGGGUAUUCCUCCAGAAACUUCUUCUGGGGAUUGCCUCACAAAUUCCAUCUGAGGAUUCCUUUACAAACUCCCAAAUUACUUCAAGGAGUUCUUCUGAUUCUUCAUCCAGUAAUUCUAUCUGGGGAUUCGUACAGGAAUUCCUUCUAGGGAUUCUGUUGGUUGUUGGUUACUCCUGGAAUGCCAUCUUAGGGGUCUUCCAGGAAUUCCUGCUACGGAUUCCUCCAGAAACUCAUUCAACAAGUUUUGAUCGGGUUUUUUAUUUUAGCUUUAUUGGUUGGUUCCUUGGUUGGUUAUAUCCAGUUCUUCUUGCUGGAUGCGCUGUUUUCACGAGGGAUGUGACACAGAAAAAACAUACAAAAAAUACGAUUUCUGAUUUGAGAAAAGUAGUGUCACACCCCUCGUGUUUGCGCUAGGUUUCUUCUGUUUCCUUUAUUCGUUGCCUUGGUUAUUUUCGUUUGUUUCCGCUUUGUUUUGUUCCUACAGAAUAAUUACUGGAUGUGUGCUAUCCAGAUAAACAUAAAAAACUGAUAUUAUUAGGAAAUUUGAUUUUAUUUUGUGGCUUUUUUGUGGUGACAUACAGCUUUUCUUCGUAACACAUUUUGUUACAAACAAAUUCCAUCACAAGAUCCUUCCAGUAACUCCACCUGUCAAUUACUACAGAAAUUCCAUCCAGAAACUUCUUUUGGGGAUUCCUUCAGAAACUCCAUCUGGAAAUUCCUUCAGGAAUUCCUGCUGAUGAUUCCUUCAGAAACUUAUCCUGAUGAUUCCGCCAGGAAUUGCUACUGGGGAUACUCCAAGAAGUGCUUCUGGAAGUUCCUCUAGGCAUUCCAUCUAGAGAUUGCUACAGGAACUCCUAGGGAUUCCUAGGGAUCAUUUUCCAGAGGAUUCUUCCAAAACAUCCAUUUGGGGAAAUCCAUCCUCCUACAGCUCCAUUUGUUUAUUACUCCAGGAAUGCCAUCUGAGGAUACCUACAUGAAUUCCAACCGAAGAUUCUUCCAUGGGGGGAUUUCUCCAGAAACUGCUUCAGGAGAUUUCAGUAGGUUUUCUUUCUAAGGAUUCCUUCAGGAAAGCCGUAUGGUGAUUUCUUCAGGAAAUCAAAGGAUUAGCACACCAAUUCUUUUUGGGGAUUUUUUCAGUAAUUCCUUCUGGUUUAAUCUAGACUCCUCAGCAAAUUGACUCUGGAACAUAAUCUAUGAAUUUGAUGCAGGCAUUUCUUUAGAAACUCCUGAAGGAAAUCGAGAAAGGAAUCCCUUGAAGAAUAAAAAACUUCUAUAAGUCUCCCUGGAGGAUUCUCUGAAAAGAACUCCAAAAGAAUUCCUAGAAAGAAUACCUGGAAGAUUCCUAACAAGAACUUCUGAAAGAUUAAGGAAAGGAUUUUUAGAAGGAACUUUCAAAAAGAACCCUGGAAGACUUCCAGGAUUCCCUCCUGGAGAGUUUCGAGAAGGAUCUUUUGGGGAAUUUUCCGAAUGAACUACGGAAGGAUUCUCAGUAGAAACUCCUGGAUAAUGUACAGAAGAAAGCCCUGAAAUCAUCGCAGUAAAAACUCCUGGAAGAUUUCCAGAAUGAUCUUCCAGAGCGUUCUCUGCAAAAAAAAAAAAAAACAGUGAGAAAUCCUAAAAAAAUUAAAAGCAGAAUUAGAAGGAAUCCAUGAUCAAAUUCAUGGAUGACUUCCAGAAAUAAAAAACUUCUGCAGGAAUCCUAAAAAGAAUUCCUUCUGGUUUCUCAGAAGGAACACUGGGAAAAACCUUGGAGUAAUUGCAAAAGAAACCUUAGAAGUACUCGGGGUUAUUUUCGACUCUGCAGUACUCGGUGCACAAUUCCAGUCUUGAACUAAUCUCAGAUCGAAUUCGAAAUGAAAUCGCCGAAGAACUUUUGGAAGAAACCCAGGAAAAACUUUUUGUGGAAUCCCAGAAGAAACUGGGGAAUGACACAGGUACAAAACUGCUAUCUGAAUAAACUUAAUAAAACUGGACCUAUCAGGAUAUUUCAUUUUCGCAUUUCGUGGGAUAGCUUGUAUCAGACAAAUUUCAUCAGGGACAUUCUUCCAGGAACUCCAUCGAUCGCUCACUACAAGAACUCCAUCUGGGAAUCUUUUGAGGAAUUCCUGCUUGGGACUAUUUUAGAAAUUUCAUCUGGAUUGUCUUCAAGGAAUUCCGGUUGAGGAUUCCUCCAGAGAAUCCUUCAGACGAUUCCACCAGUAAUUGCAGCUGGGUAUUGCUCCAGGAAGUGCGUCUGGGAGUUGCUCAAGAAUUCGAUCUAGGAAUUCCAACGGAAAUUUCUUCUAGGAAUGCCUCCAGGAAUUUCUGCGGAGACUUCCAGACAUUCCAUCCGGGGGUCCCUUCUGGAGCUCCAUCGUUGAUUAUUCCAGUAAUUCGUGCUGGGGAUCCCUUCAGAAACUCCUUCAAGGGAUUCCAGCAGAUAUUCUUUCUGGGAAUUAUAUCAACAAGUCCUUAUGAGGAUUACUUCAGGAAUUCCAAGGAUUCCUCCAUAUUUUUGUUGAAUCCUUUCUGGAGAUUUCUCCGGGGACUUCUUCAGAUUUUUUUUUAAAUUUUUAUUUCUGUUAAUUUUAACUUAUGCUAAUUCAUCACUUAUUCUUCAGAAAUUUCUUUACAGAUGCCUACAAUUGUUUUGUCUAGGGCUCCUCAGAAAAUUUCUCGUGGGGUAUUAUCUAGGAAUGCGAUUUGGGCAUUUCUCCAGGAGCUUCUGAAGGAAUCGGAUAAAGAGCUCCCUAGAAAGAAAAAGAACUCCUGGGAGAACCCCAUAAGAACCUCCGGAAGACUGGCGAAAUCCCAAAAGAACUCCUUGAGGAUUCAGACGAGGAACUCUUGGAGAAUUCCUAGAAAGAACAUCUGCAAGAUUCCUAAAAUAAACUUCCAAGGGAUUUUCACAGACUUUCUGGAGAAUUUUACGAAGAAACUUGUAGAGGAUUCCCAAAAAAAACUCCUGAAAGUUUUCCAGAAUGAACUGCAAGAAGAAACGUCUGGAGGAACUUCUAGAGGAUUUUCAUAGGGACAUUCGGAAGGAUUUCCAGAAGAAACUCAUAGAGCAUAGGUACCAGUAGGAACUCCUAGAGAAUCCCCAGAAACUAGUCCAGGAGGACUCCCAUAAGAAAGUUUGGAGGACUCCCAGUUGGAACUCCUGGAGGAGUCUCCGACGAAACUCGUAAAAGAUCCCAGUAUAUGAAAUCCUGGAGAAUUUCUGUAGGCAAUUGUGGGAGAAAUAGAGCAGAAGCUUUAGGCUGAAUCUAUAAACAAGUGUAUGGAUGACUACCAGAAAAAUCUCCUGCUGGAAUCCCACGAGUUUCUGGAGAAAUCCCAGAAAUAAAACCUCAGGAGUUUUUUUUCAUUUCGACCUUGUAGUCUGUGGUGCUUAAUCCCAGAAGGAAUUCCUGGAAAAUGCCAGAGAGAACUCUUUGAUUAAUCACAAAAGAAACACCUGAUGGAAUCCCAGAAGGAACUCCCGGGAGAAAUAUCAGAAACAUAUUCUAGAGGAAUUUCAGGAAAAAAUCUUGGAAGCAUUCCCGUAGACACUUCUAAAGAAAAUCUCGAAGGAAAACUGAGGUAUUACAGAAGGAAUAUCUGGGUGAUGUUCUACAUUUGUUUAUGUAACUCGUAUUUAACCAAAUUUAGUCAUAUCAGAGUCUGAUAACCUCAUGAUGCUCUACAUCUCUUGUUACUUGGAAAUCUCGUCUCUUAGGAAAAACUUAGAAUGAAAUCUUUGAGAAAUCUCAUUUCCAUUUGGAGCUUCAGCUUCCAGAAGGAAUUACAGAAAAAAAAAAUACUAGAAGAAACUCCUGGAGUAAUCCCAUGAAACAGCAACCCUUAAAGGUUUCCGAACUAAACAUUCUCAUGGAAUUCUAAAAAAAGCAAGCGGAAUCGUACGAGAUUACCUAGAAAACUAGUUCUAAAGAAAUUCCAAAAGAAAGCAUUGGAAUAUAAGGUAACCUAAAAAUAGCCCAAAAGAAACUCUAAGAGAAAUCCGUGAACGAAUCCUUGAAGAAAAAAAACUCAUUCAGCAGUUCCUAGUGGAAUUUCUAAGCGAUAUCCCAAAGAAAAUCCUGGAGAAACCCCAGAGCAACUCGUGGCGGGUUCAGCGGAGAAACUCCUGGAGUAGGUGCAAAGGAAACUUCAGCGAAACCCAAAGAAGGAACUUCUAGGAAUGCCAUAUGUGUAACGCUUGGCAAAAAAGAGCCCUUCAAUCAAUUAGGAGUUCGAACCUUGGAAGGAAUCCUUGAAAAUAUCUCUGAAAGAAUCUCAGGUGAAAUUGUUGCAGAAAACUCGAGAAGAAUCAAUGAAAGAACCCUGGGAGGAAUCUCGGAAGGAUGCUCGGAAGAAAUCCCGGGAGAAAACCCAGGAAUAAAUCUAAAGCAAUCCCACCACAAACCGCUAUAACAAUGUUGGAGUAAUCUCUGAAUGAACCUCAAAAUGAGUCUCAUUGAAUAUCCUGAAGGAAUCCUGGAGAGGUUUCUGAUACAAUCCUAGAGAAAUCUCUGAAGAAACCCCAGGAGUAAUCCCUGAAAGAACUUCAGGAGGAAUUCCAACAGGAACUAGUGUAGGAACAGCGGGAAAAAUCUCUGGAAUAAAUCUCAGAAGAAAUCUCAGAAGGAAUCCCCGAAAAAACCUCAGGGGGAGGCCCUGAAGGACUCGUGGAUGGAGUUUGAGCAGAAAUGCCUGGUGAAAUCCCAGAAGGAAUCUUUGAAAGGAUCCUUGAAGUAAUCAUUACAAGAAUCUCAAAAGGAAUCCCGAAGAAACACCGCGAUGAAUUUGUAAAGGAAUCUCGAGAAGAAUCAAUAAAGGAAUCAAGGGCAAAUUUUCUGAAGGAAUGUAAGCCUUAAAUGAAUCUAGGGAGAAAUCAAUGAAGGAAUCUUAGAAGAAAUUCCUUAAGGACCGGAAAGAAUCCGUGAAACUAUCCCUGAAAGAAUCUCAGUAGGAAUCACUAAAGAAAUCCUGAGCAAAAUAAAUUUAAAAAAAAUUCUCGGAAGGGUUUCCUGAAAAGGAAAUAUCCAAAGUAAUCCCGGAAACCUACAAAUAAUUCUGAAGGAAUCGCUGAGCAAGUGAACCCGGGAGAAAUCGAUAAAUGUUUCCCGGGGCAGCUGUAUUGGAUGGAAUCCGGAAAGCAUCCAUGAACGACUCGGGAGGAAUGAAUGAAAGGAAUCACUGAAGAAAUCCUUCAGGGAAACCCAGCAGAAAUUACUAAAGGAACCUCGUGAGCAAUCAAUGAAGGAAUCUCCAGGAAAAAUCCAGGAAGAAUCCUUAAAAGUAUCAUUUAAACAAUCUCUGCGGGAAUAACUGAAUGAAUGCAGCAAUUAAUCCCGGGAGAAAUCUCUGAAGGAAAUCCCCGAAAAAAAUCCCGGGAGAAAACCCUGGAAGAAUCCUGAAUGGAUUUCUGAUUAUAUCAAAGAAAUUGUCCUUGAAAGAACCCACAAAGAAUCCUGGGUAUCAAGGAAUCACAGGCGAAAUCAAUAAAGGAUGAAUGUCGAAAAAUAUCUCUAAAGGAAUUCUGGGAAGAACCUCCCUAAAGGAAUCACUGUGAGAAUCAAUGAAAGAAUUCCAAACGGAUUUUCUGGAAAAAAAAAUCGUGGAGCAAUAUUUUCCAGAAUUCCUGAAGGAAUCUCAGGAGAAAUUCCUAAGGGAUCAAUGGAGGAAUCCCGGAAAGAAUCUUAAAAGGAAUCUCGGGAAAAGUAAGAUCAAUGAACAAAUUCCGGAAGGAAGCUCUGAAUCAAUCCCGCGAGGAAUCCCUGGAGAAAGCCUUGACAGAAACCUUCUUCUUCUUCUUCUUCUUUAUGGCACGACGUCCCCACUGGGACUUGGCCUGCCUCGCUUCAACUUAGUGUUCUUUGAGCACUUCCACAGUUAUUAAUUGAAGGGCUUUCUUUGCCUGCCAUUGCAUGAAUUUGUAUAUUGUGAGGCAAGUACAAUGAUACACUAUGCCCAGGGAGUCGAGAAAUUUUUCCCGACUGGAACGGGAAUCGAACCCGCCGUCUCCGGAUUGGCGAUCCAUAGCCUUAACAACUAGACUAACUGGAGACCCCUGACAGAAACCUAGGAGACAUAAAAACAAAUGUGAAAAAUCCCUAAAGAAUUCACAUGAGAAAUCAAUAAAAGAAUCCCGGGUCGAAUCCCUAGAGGAAUGCUUUCCAAAUGUUGCUCCAAACUUCCGGAGAUAGUGUUUAGAAUUAUGUUUAAAAAACCUAGUAUUCCGGAAACAAUCCACCAGAUAUUUUUCAAAUAGUUCAAACACACAUUCUUUUCAAACUUCCUAAACGAAAUCUAUUUGAUGUUUAUGAAAGAUUAAUGUAAAAAUGUUCACAAGAACUCACCACAAAUUGUUGUCCAAGUUCUAUCUAAAAUACUUCCAAGAACUAUACCAAUACUUAGAAAAAAGGCCUACAAAAAGGCUAGAUACGUCAGAAUAAAUGCUUCAUAGUUUAAAACAUUGUUAAGUAUUGAUGCUGCAAAUUUCAAAGGAAUGCCCAAGAUUGCUCUGCAUAGACAUCUGCCAGCAAUUUAUACCCAAGCUCCACCUGAAGUUCCUUUUUCUAAAAGUAACCUUUAAAAUAUUACAUUUACUUAACACAAAAUACUUACUUUCUUCUGGGUUCAGCCCUUCAACGUUGUCUACCGAAUGCAGCGCAUCACCGAACAUUCAACAUUCCCCUCCUCUUCAGCCAGAAGCCCACACUGAACGAAAACCGCAGCCCGAAAUCGACUGAGAAGCGAUACGAUCGCGCCCCAUUUCGACACUCGGUUGGAAACCGUAAAAUUGACGGAUGACAGUCAUAUGAAAAUGGAAUGCCGACCAUGUGGUCCACCCAACUUGUUUUCUAGCGAUUGAUAACAAAAAUGUCAGCUCCUCUGUUACAAUCCUAGGCUUCUGGUUUUGGAUCUGGCCCAAAAUCCUCGAUUUAUCAAAGUGUAGGUACUUUUGAGCUCACACAUUUUCAUCAGGAACAUAGAAACCAUUUGAAGAUUGUUCAUACAUCUGGAAGAGCUCCGAUCGCUUCAUCCAAUAUCGAUCUGUGUAAUCUGAAAUUGAAAUUAUUUCAUUAUUAUGGAAAUAUCUAGUCCCAAGGGUCGCCUUUGAGUCUUGUAAUCUGAAAUGAAAAGAGCAUUAGAUUGUAUUGGAAAAAGCUGACUAAUUGGAUAUUUUUUCUUAUAUAACAAACCCUUAAAAGUGCUUUUAAGGAAUGCUUGAUUGCUGAUUCCAGAUUGCUCUUCCGUAGCUCAGAUUGUAGUAUUGUUAGCUUCCACCAGCAUCUGACUGUACUCUACUCAACUAAAAUUUACUCCAAUUGUGUAUUUUGUUUAAUAAGUCGCCUUUUGUUUCGUUCUAUUGCCUUCCCUGUCGAAAAAUGGAAAAUUAUUCUAAAACAAGUUUACUAGUUCUAAUUUCAAAAAAAGUUCUCAUAUCCAACAAUCAUGCUACAUAUAAAUCUUACUGUCGACAGCGACAUCGAAGUGCCACGGCGUGCCCUCACAUCAAAACAUAAACACACACUUACUACAGAAACGAUCCGAGCAAGCCACACACGUCACACCAACACCUACAGACGACACAAAUAAAAAAAAUAGAGAAAUGAAAAACAAUUUUGUAGACACUAAAAUUAACACAAAACAGAAACUGUUUAUAUUCAGAUGAACAAAAAAAAAGUUGUGAUGGUAGACAAUUCUAUUGCUGUUAUUUGUUAUGGAAAUAUGAACUAAACAACUCAAACACAGACGCAGCGCUCCUUAAAUAAACAGAAAUCACAUAGAAGAAGAAAAAUAAACAAUCCGGGAAAAGAUACCCUGUCGAACAUAAUCUUAUGGAAAACGCAAACUUACCAUCCGAGGCUGUUCUGAUUUCACAGUAGGCUUUGUUUUUCCGAAUUGAACACACACACAGUCAAAUCCGGAGUGUUGUUUCGUUCGUUCGUCGUUGAGUUUGCUUCCGUUUCUGAAACGAAAUUAUAGAGGACACGACAGCAGUGUAUUAUAGCCCACAGUUAGAUAAUUUUCCAAAAUGGAUGGAAAUUAAGUACCUAUGAAAAAACACAUUACUAUAAAUACGUGUAGAAUAAAAUCAAUUCAUUCAUUCAGAACCUAGGCAAAAACAAACAAAGCAGGCGUAUGCUACCAUUUAAAAACAAAAAUCAUGACCCAAAGUAAGCAUGGAACCCUUCUAAAUAGGUCAUUUUAUAAAUUUUAUUCCCAAACUUAAAGAAAAUCUAACGUAAACCAACCGCAAGCAUGUUAAUUUCCGUCUGGCGGUAGACGAUGGAGAACAGGAAAAAAGAAACCUAAGCUCUUUAGUAGUGUAGUUCCGAUCGAAUCGUUCAUUCAAGCGGAAAGAAACCCGUUCGUUGAAACACUCACUAUCAGAACUUUCUCCAUUUUACAGCCGAGUGCACUCUCUUUGUCCCUCUCAUUCAGACAUUCAGAUGGGAAUCAGAAUCAGAACGAAAAUAUGUGUGACGAAAUGUCGGAAAACUGUGUGAAGCAGCAGCAAAAUGGUGGGCAUUGUGCGCGCUACACAGAAAUUGAGGUUAGGACGAAUAUCACGACAGCAAAUUCAGAGAAUCAAAACCGAGGAAAGAAAACAAAGUCAUUUGCAUUACGCCAACCAAAAAAAAAGAAAGAAGAAAACGCAUGUAUUUUUAUAGAGCGAUCACCAGCCGAAGUUCAUUUAAUACAUUGACAACCAAAACAAAUUCAAAUCUUUGUAUCCCUCUUUAUAUAUGAAGCUAUAUGAUGGAAUAAAAAAAAACAAAAUCUCUAAAACUAUAUUUAUAUUUGUAUAACGAAACAGGUGCGAAACGAAAUGAAAAAUACAAUUUUAAUGGAGGACUACUAGAUGGAUGCAUAUGGAAAACUGACAACUGAAACAAAGCAGUCUCUGCUUUUUCACACUGACAUACUCCCCCUCACAUACACACACAUACAGACGAACUUUCCGCGUCCCUCUUCUUUCGUUCGUUUGUCUUCGUGUAACCGCGGCGCACUGUUUACAACACAAUUCUAGAGUCUUAGGGGCAGGUGCCGGUAUCGCGCAUGGUAAUUAAAUAGACAAUACUUAGGGCAAACAACCGAACCAUAGUUCAUUUUAGAGGAUACCGCAAACAAAAGCGUUCGUAAUGUUUUGAGUCGAAUUUCUCCAGAGAGUUACCCCUAUCACGCGUAGGAGGCUCGGAAUUAUGUGAAAGUUCCUUCCAGAGCCAAUCAAUACUCACACACACACAUACAGUUACAUGAACAUUAUGACAUAGCUUCGUUCUUUUGAGUCCAUAAUAGUCUUUACUAACACUGUCAAGCAUUUAAGCAAAAAUUUAAAAACACACUCACACACAUACAAUUGAUACCACGAGUUACUGGUUUUCUACAACUAUUUUAACUGAACUGCACACACACAUCUUUCUAAACGAAAUAAAAGUAAAAACUGUUGUUGCAAGCAUGUUCCACACUCUCUUUCACAUACACACAAACGAACAUAUUAAAAAUACAAAUAGUGUAAUGUUUAUAAACAGAGAAUUGCACCAUCUUCACAGAACGUUGAAAAUAAACUCUUCCUGUCAUCCCGUUUUCAUGUUGUUUUCUCAUUGGAAAGUAAGCUAAAAAAAAGAGUAGAAAAUUUACAAAACAGCAGCAUACAAAUAGAUAGAGUGAAAAUGUUUUUCUAGGAAUGAAAAGUAAACUGUUGAUUAUCUAAAAGAAUUGAAAAGUGUACUCUAAAUGAAGGAAAUCAAAGUUUUAGCGCAUGCCGCAAGAGACGAAACAGUAUAUAAAGUAGGAAAAUGAAAAAAAAACAAUGACGGGAAUGAUGACUAGCUAUAAGUAAACACACACAAACAGAUAACCUAACCUUAACAAACAAAACAAAAACAGUUACCGUUCAAAUAAUUCUUCAGAAUACAGCCAGUGAAACUAAUAAAACCAACCAUUCGUAGCUUUGUUUUGCUUUCGCAUCAUCACAAUUCCCCGAAUAACCCUUUCUCCUUUUCUAAACCGCUCACUAAUACAUCGCCCUUUCUCUGUCAGAUCUAUCUCAAACGCACCAUUCCUUGUCAUCACGCACGCACGCACGCACCCCUCCACCAACCUUCAGCCUACGCAACGCAGCAACCCGAUGUCAUCUGUCACAACAGUCCGUCGUCUGGCAGACAACGCUCGCUCACCGCCUACUGCGACCUCCAACAACAUCCCACGCAUUCCAUGCAGCAUGUUUCUCUUCAUCCAUCAUCUGUCUCUCAUUCGCCAUUCAAGUAAUCCUAGGCUAAACAAACGUUACAAAUUUUUAAAAUCUAGGAAAACAAAAUGGAGCUCUAAGUUUACAGUGCACUCUUCGUCACCCACACACAGAGACACUCAAGGCAUUCUAAAUCUGCGCACUGAAUUACUCUUGAGAAUUCACUUAAACUCACACAGUGACACGUUAAAGCAGAACAGCGCAUUCCAUUUCAGAAAAAGAAGCAUAGUAAAGCUAAAACAAAAACAAGUUGAGAAACCAAUCGCCCAUGUUUAUGACAACAAAAAUCUAAAUAAAGUAAAUAAAAAAACUGAAAUUCUAUCCGUCAGCAAACAAGCAAAAAAACAUUCAUAUUUAUACAAAAAAAAUACAUUACACAGUAAAACAAAUUUAAACAAAAAAAAAAGCACGACGCACCUGACGACGAACCGUCGUCGCCGAGCGGGAGGGGGUGCAACCGGAAAAAUAUAGUUCAAUUACUAAUUAA
Molecule: messenger RNA, 19771 nt
Organism: Aedes albopictus (Asian tiger mosquito)
Lineage: Eukaryota; Metazoa; Arthropoda; Insecta; Diptera; Culicidae
Gene: pasilla
Product: RNA-binding protein Pasilla
Exons: 5
Coding region: 1833-3575 (580 amino acids)
Biological process (GO): regulation of alternative mRNA splicing, via spliceosome; mRNA splicing, via spliceosome
Cellular component (GO): cytoplasm; nucleus
Molecular function (GO): mRNA binding
Source: RefSeq, a predicted model, not a curated record